GGGUUAUUUAUCAUUUUUCAAUAUUGCCAGAAAUCAGAAGAUGUCUCUGGAAGCUUCCCGAUGACGACCGUGGCCGUGGACGCGAAGCCCUCGCCGCCCGCUUUACCGGCGAGCUUCGCCGCCUCAUCGAGCGGAUCCUCGUCCCUACCGAGCGAAGAGGACGACGAUCUCUAUGGCCGCCUCAAGUCCAUGCAGCGGCAGCUCGAGUUCAUCGAGAUCCAAGAGGAGUAUGUGAAGGACGAGCUCAAGAACCUGAAGCGCGAGCUCCUCCGCGCCCAGGAGGAGGUGAAGCGAAUUCAGUCGGUGCCUCUCGUCAUCGGCCAGUUCAUGGAGAUGGUGGACCAGAAUAACGCCAUCGUCGGCUCCACUACCGGCUCUAACUAUUAUGUUCGGAUCCUCAGCACCAUCAACCGUGAGCUCCUCAAGCCCUCUGCUUCCGUUGCCCUCCACCGCCAUUCAAAUGCCCUCGUCGAUGUCCUCCCUCCCGAGGCGGACAGCAGCAUCUCCCUCCUCAGCCAGUCGGAGAAGCCCGAUGUGACCUACAACGAUAUUGGGGGUUAUGAUACGCAGAAGCAGGAAAUCCGUGAAGCUGUGGAGCUACCUUUGACUCAUCAUGAGUUAUACAAGCAGAUUGGUAUAGAUCCUCCAAGAGGUGUGCUCUUGUAUGGUCCUCCAGGGACGGGUAAAACCAUGCUUGCCAAAGCUGUAGCCCAUCACACUACUGCUGCAUUUAUAAGAGUUGUUGGAUCUGAGUUUGUCCAAAAAUAUUUGGGCGAGGGUCCAAGAAUGGUUAGGGAUGUCUUCCGACUUGCAAAAGAAAAUGCACCUGCAAUUAUAUUCAUUGACGAGGUUGAUGCUAUUGCUACAGCACGUUUUGACGCACAAACUGGAGCUGACAGGGAAGUUCAGCGCAUACUUAUGGAACUGUUGAAUCAGAUGGAUGGAUUUGAUCAAACGGUUAAUGUCAAGGUCAUAAUGGCAACAAAUCGUGCAGACACUCUAGAUCCUGCACUUAUCCGUCCUGGUAGACUUGAUCGGAAAAUUGAGUUUCCAUUGCCUGAUAGACGACAGAAGAGACUAGUUUUUCAAGUCUGCACUGCUAAAAUGAACCUCGGUGAUGAAGUCGACUUGGAAGAUUAUGUUUCUCGACCAGAUAAAAUCAGUGCUGCCGAGAUUGCUGCUAUCUGCCAAGAAGCAGGCAUGCAUGCUGUCCGCAAGAACCGCUAUGUCAUUCUUCCGAAAGAUUUUGAGAAAGGCUACCGGACUAAUGUUAAAAAGCCAGAGACAGAUUUUGAUUUCUAUAAAUGAAAGACCCAAAACAAUUCCAUGUAUUUAAUCCAAACAUGGAGGGCCAAGCAUAUUCGCAUUAGUCUUAAUAUUCAAGGAUAAGGUAUCUGUUUUAACACUCCAAAAAGUGUUUUUUUUGAAGUGUUUCAAGGUCAGUUAGUAGGUUGUGUCUGUUGUAAAAUAGUCAUCCUAUUGUGUAUGUAUAGCUGGUAAUGGUCGAAGUAUGUUAAGUAUGGUAAUCACUAAGAAUCACUUGGUUAUCUAGAUCACUAUUCUCCUUUAUAAAACCUCCAUCUGCUUAGUGAGUCAUGAUUAUGAUGCUUGUGUAUGAUUACUUCUUUAUAAAAACAAAGAUGGUUAAUGGUACAA
This is a messenger RNA of Zingiber officinale, 1656 nucleotides long. Its product is annotated as 26S proteasome regulatory subunit 6B homolog. The record is from RefSeq and is a predicted model, not a curated record. The transcript is spliced from 6 exons. Lineage: Eukaryota; Viridiplantae; Streptophyta; Magnoliopsida; Zingiberales; Zingiberaceae. Gene Ontology annotation, biological process: proteasome-mediated ubiquitin-dependent protein catabolic process. Gene Ontology annotation, molecular function: ATP hydrolysis activity; ATP binding; proteasome-activating activity. Gene Ontology annotation, cellular component: proteasome regulatory particle, base subcomplex. Bases 61 to 1308 code for a protein of 415 amino acids.